AUGGCCACUGCUACUUCAACGAUGGAAGAUCUUAUCGCAAGUCUUGGUGGAUCAAUGCAUGUAUCUCAAGAAGCAUACGAUCUCAAGGCACUUCAGGAAUAUCUAGCACAAACAAUGGUUAGACCUACAUUGCCUUUAUCACCUAAUAUAUCAUUUCGACCUAUUCCACCAUCACGAUCAACUUCUUCAACACGUAAACCAACUUCUUUACCCUCCUCUUAUGCGAAUUUUGAAUCGAACGUACCGCAACCAUACCCGUCACCAAUGUCACAAGCAUCUUUCCAUUCAUUCACAGAAGAUCCUUCUAUGAAUGUGACUACACCGACAUUAGCUCAAAGACCCGGUGGACCAUUACGGAGAUCAUCAUCAUAUGGAUUCGGUUGUUCCGUUCAAGUAACACCUUCUUCUCCGCCUACAUCAUAUUCUGCAUUUGACGCAGAUGCUUUCGCUCCAUUAUGGCAACAACCAACCUCAUCUCAAGCACAUGCACAAGAUUCAUGGGCUAGAAUGAGUAAUCAACAGUCUUCAUCAAACGCUUUCGCCCAAUCUCAACAUUAUGGAGGAGACAAUGGUGGACCUUCUCAGGCUUGUGCAUUUGGAGCAUUUAGACCACCACAAGGUUUCGGGAUGGGUAUGAAUCAACAAGGAUUUCAGUACAUGGGUGGACGUCCACCUACUCCACCUGAUGAAGGUGAUGAGGAGAUGGACGAAGAUGCGAUCGAUGCCGAGAUGGAUGAUGACGAUGAAGAAGAGGAAGACAAGGUAGAAAGAGUCAUGGGGCUGUCAGCAACGGGAGCCGGCGAUCGCAUUCCUCAUCACAAUCAGUAUGGAGGACAAGAUAUAGAUAUUUGGGGAAGAGGUAGAAGGAAUUUUUAG
This is a messenger RNA of Kwoniella shivajii, 876 nucleotides long. RefSeq lists its product as uncharacterized. Lineage: Eukaryota; Fungi; Basidiomycota; Tremellomycetes; Tremellales; Cryptococcaceae. The coding region runs from base 1 to 876 and encodes 291 amino acids. The transcript has 2 exons. The record is from RefSeq and is a predicted model, not a curated record.